This is a messenger RNA of Vigna angularis (adzuki bean), 497 nucleotides long. RefSeq names its product 40S ribosomal protein S21. The transcript is spliced from 3 exons. Bases 136 to 384 code for a protein of 82 amino acids. Gene Ontology annotation, biological process: endonucleolytic cleavage to generate mature 3'-end of SSU-rRNA from (SSU-rRNA, 5.8S rRNA, LSU-rRNA); translation; endonucleolytic cleavage in ITS1 to separate SSU-rRNA from 5.8S rRNA and LSU-rRNA from tricistronic rRNA transcript (SSU-rRNA, 5.8S rRNA, LSU-rRNA). The record is from RefSeq and is a predicted model, not a curated record. Gene Ontology annotation, cellular component: ribosome; cytosolic small ribosomal subunit. NCBI's taxonomy places the organism in Eukaryota, Viridiplantae, Streptophyta, Magnoliopsida, Fabales, Fabaceae. Gene Ontology annotation, molecular function: structural constituent of ribosome.
CCUCUCUUAUGUGUUUCUGUUCUUUCUUGAUUCUUUGAAAAUUUCAUGUAAUCCUUAUUGUUACUAUCUUGUUUUAAUCCCAUUCACACGCUUGUAGAGAUUUUUGUGAAGGAGUUUUCUAAGGUUCAACCAAAGAUGCAGAACGAGGAAGGACAGAUCACCGAGCUUUACAUUCCUAGGAAGUGUUCUGCUACAAACAGGUUGAUUACUGCGAAGGACCAUGCUUCGGUUCAGAUUAACAUUGGUCAUGUGGAUGAGAAUGGUAUCUACAAUGGUCAAUUCUCCACCUUUGCCCUUUGCGGCUUCAUCCGUGCUCAGGGUGAUGCCGACAGUGCCCUAGAUCGCUUGUGGCAGAAGAAGAAAACUGAAGUUAAGCAACAGUAGACGCCCAUGUUACUUUGUUAUGUAUUAAUUUUUACUAAUGCGUUGAUUGAGGCUUUUGAUAAUUAAAUUACGCUUUUAAACUAAUUUAAAUUAAUUUUAUAUUUAUUGGCAAA